CCCACUGCGUCGCUAUUGGUCGGCUAUCGAGUUGCAAGCGGAGGUAGCGUGACUACUUCAGUCCCAGUUUAUUUCCGGAAGUAACUUGUCACUUCCGCCACUUUACCAAAAAACAAACGUCACGAAGAUUGCCAUUAUUGGCGUGCCCUCACCCAGGAGAUGGCACACUGGUUUCACCGAAACCCUCUGAAGGCGACAGCGCCCGUGUCCUUUAAUUUUUAUGGUGUAGCAGGGAGCCCCGCUGCCAAUAAAAUCUGCAAUGACCUAAGGACAACCAGGGCAAGGCUGCUGGAAAUGUUCACGGAUGUCACCUGUAACGCAGAGAUGAUGAAAAGUGCCACAGAUGCAUACUUCUCCCUCCUGCAAUGCUUCAUUGUAUCCUUGGACGGAACUACACAGGACAACAAGAUGAGAUAUAUUCAGAACUUCAAAUGGACUGAUACUUUACAAGGGAACACACCAAGUGCCCAACAAGAUGCGGUUUUCGAGCUGGUCUCCAUGGCCUUCAACGUCGCGCUCUGGUACACCAAGUUCGCCUCCAGACUUGCCGGAAAAGAAAAUGUCUCAGAGGACGAAGCAAAAGUUGUUCACCGCAGCCUGAAAGUCGCUGCCGGAAUCUUCAAAAAUCUUCGGGAGGCCCACAUCCCUCGUCUCAUCACCCCUGCAGAAAAAGGGAGGGACCUGGAUCCCAGAGUGAUUGACGCCUACAUGAUCCAGUCUCAGGCAGAAGCUCAAGAAGUGACGAUCGCCAGAGCCAUUGAACUGAAGCACAACGCCUCAAUUGUCGCCGCGUUGGCAUCGGAGACGGCAAACUUUUAUCAGAAAGCCGAUCACACUCUGAACACUUUGGAGCCCGAGUACAGCGGCAAGUGGAGGAAGUAUCUCCAGCUCAAGUUCUUCUUCUACAUGGCUUAUGCGUAUUGCUAUCACGGACAGACCCUGCUGGCGAAUGAUAAGUGUGGCGAGGCGAUCCGAUCUCUCCAAGAAGCAGAAAAGGCGUAUUCCCGGGCUGAAGAACUGUGUAAAGACUAUCGUCACACCAAGGGUCCAGGCACCACGGCCAAACCAUCUGAGCAGCUUUUCUUCCUCAAACUUGGUGGCUUCAUUAAGAACACACUGGAUAAGUGCCAGAGAGAAGGACGCUUCAUAUACUUCCACAAGGUCCCAGCUGAACCUCCCCAGCUCGAGUUGAAGGCAAACUAUGGCCUGGUCGAGCCAGUCCCCUUUGAACUGCCGUCCCCCAGUGAGCAGUGUACUCCUGAAGUUUAUGCCACCUUUGACCUGACCAAGGGAGCCAAAAAUGACAAGGCCAAGCUUAAAGAGGAAGAUGUGAAACCAAUGAAGGAACCUGAUUUAAAGCCCCAGAAGGACACAGGCUGCACCAUUUCCUAAAUACAUUUGAGUCAUUCCUCUCAUGAUGCAGUAGCAUCCAGUAUCCACACAAGUUAUCCUCUCUUCUUUUACAUGUAUGCUGGAAUGUUCUGUGUAUUCCGAUGUAACCACCAUCAUUAUGGCCAUUGCCAGUUAUGGUUCUUUUUAGAGCUCAUAGUAAAGACCGAGUGUUUGUGGCAUUUGAUUGAAACUGUGCCCCAUCAUGUAAACCUGUAAAGUGUACUCAGCUCAAACUUUGUCAUUCAGCUUGAGAUAGCUGGGGUUAUUCUUUUUCAAAUUCACUCCCAAGAAAUUUAUGACUAAAGUCAUAUCAUUUUACAUGAAUAUUAAUCCAUAAUGGAUAAACAAAAUAAAUCAGACUGAUGACCUAAUUUAGCUUAUUGUAGGUGAAGCGGUUUCCAAUAAUGUUAGUUCACAAGCGUAGGCAUUUUUUUUUUUAACCUAGUUUGGAUCUGUCAGUUUACUAAUCAAGAAUGAAACAAAAAAAAAAGAUAGCUUAGUCUUUGGAUUUUGCCCCUCAUAAUCAUAGUUCCUUAUUUAUUCAUUUACUGGAUAUUUUAGGGUAUAACUUAAAACCAACAGUAUCAAAUUCAGUGUGACUCCAAAAAUGUUGUCCAACUUAUUUUUUUGUAAUAUUCUUUAUAUGUAACAAUUGCCUUGCAUAAACUGCUGACUUAUGUUUUUACUCUUUUCUUGCUGAGAAAGCGGCGUUAAUAGUUAACACUACGUGUACUGUAUGCUUUUUGGUGAUGCUGCCCUGACACUUGAGUACAAAUGCAAACAGACAAUUAAAGGAAGUGCUCUUACGAUCUGCUUGACAGACAAUUAUCAUAUCCUCCCAGACUCUCCAGUUGGAUUUCAAUCGAAGUGAGCUGAAGCACAACCAGUCAAAAUUAUGUACACGGUUAUAUGGUAUAUUUGUGUUGUAUGCUACUCACAAUAUUUUUGUCUCCAGGCUCGAUGACGACGGUAACAGUGAAAAAAUGGGAAUGCUGGCAAAAUUCUGCAAAACAUGAAUGCAAUGCGAGAAACAAUUGUUGUUCUCUUUGGAACUGACUGAUAGUUGUUUGUAUUUUCAUCAAGACACUUGUUCAUCAGUAGAGGUAGGCAUCACGUGGUUCACGCUCACAACUGAAAAUCAUUGCAAACUACCUGUUGUAAUUUAUGUAAACUGUAUCACAAUCAAUAUUAAAUCACAAUUAUAACUAA
This is a messenger RNA of Hippocampus comes (tiger tail seahorse), 2601 nucleotides long. It is a transcript of the gene brox, whose product is annotated as BRO1 domain and CAAX motif containing. The record is from RefSeq and is a predicted model, not a curated record. Bases 160 to 1392 code for a protein of 410 amino acids. Lineage: Eukaryota; Metazoa; Chordata; Actinopteri; Syngnathiformes; Syngnathidae. The transcript has 13 exons.